Crotalus tigris (Tiger rattlesnake) is the source of this 3634-nucleotide messenger RNA. Its product is annotated as noggin-1-like. The record is from RefSeq and is a predicted model, not a curated record. Gene Ontology annotation, biological process: dorsal/ventral pattern formation; negative regulation of BMP signaling pathway; negative regulation of cell differentiation. The transcript has a single exon. Lineage: Eukaryota; Metazoa; Chordata; Lepidosauria; Squamata; Viperidae. Bases 1589 to 2407 code for a protein of 272 amino acids.
CAGCACCUGGCAUCACAAGGUACCACAUUGGGCAUACUUAGAUAGUGUGGUGCUGAGAUACAAGUUAUCAUGAACUCCAUCAGAAAAACUGAAUGGAGCAGCCACUGAAUAUAAUUUAAAAUGGUAAAAAUAGUGUUUAGAAUAUCUUAGUAAAUUUAGUUUUCUCAAUCACGUGUCUUGAAAACAACACCUGUUUUUUUAAAAAAAAUAUCGAAUUGGGAGGGAGAUAUGAAUUCCUUAGAAGCAGCUGUUUUGUGUUUGUGUCUGUGUAACUGCCAGAGUUGCCUUGGAGAAUAUGAAUAACAUUGUUCAGGCCCCCAAAAUACAGGCAAGUUUAAAUUCAGAUGCAUAAAGAUAUUCCAGCUGUAAAACAGGAUGUCUUGUCAGUAUAGGAGUUUUAAGAUAUAGCACUUUUUAUGAGGAAAUAACUCAAGUUAAUAGGGACUAGUUGUAACAUCUGACAUCUGGGUAUAACAGUGAACUUUUUAGUUUAAAAACUCUCUGUUUUCUAGAGUUAAUGCUAGAAUAUGUUUGAAUUAUCUCUUCCCUUUGCACCACAUGGUUAUUGUUCUGAUGUAAUAAUCUAUUUUUCUUAUGACUGAUCUAUUUCCUGACUAAACAAAUAGUUUAUUAUGAGUUUUCUCUGUCCUGACUUAUCAUCUAUGCAACAGAACAUGAUUCCUCAACAUGUUCUACUGCUUAAUUCUAAUGUCAGAAUGGGUCCCAGGUUCCUUUACAAAGAAUUCUGGAGUGAAAUUUCAGAUAGGAUUUUAACUGAAGUAUUUUCAAUUUUCCAGAGAAGAUGAGGCAUGUGUCAUGUAUUAUGCCCAGUAAUUGAAUGUUUGUCUUAUUGGAGGAUUUCUAGUAAAGGCAUAGAGAUAAAAAGAACCAUUCCCAGUUUUUUAUCUCAUUGCUGGAGAUGGAAUCAAAUUUUAGAAUAGUUGCAAGGUCUAUGUUCAGUUUCCAAAAAACUCACCAAUUCCAGAACCACAGCUGUUCUGCAGAACAUGCAAUUAUCCAAAUGCAAUGCAAGCAAUCAAACAAACUAAAUCUUGGUAUGCAAUAAUCCAGAAACUGUUUUACUGUUACAAUUAAUCAUUUGAGAUCAUUUGCAUGCAUACCAAAUUAAUGGUUACCAUGGGGGGAGGGAGUUAGUGAAAAUCUGAUAUAGCCAGGAAUGAUGGAUUUGUGAUCUGACCCAUCUGGAGGGCAUUAAGUUGGGGAAUGCUGAUAUAGUCUGAAAAUCCAGAACUAAAUCUUAAUCUGACAAUGAUGGUGAAUCCAAGCCCUAGCAUUUUUAAAAGAAUUGUUGAACGUAGAGUUGUUGAACCAUUAAUGCUGAUGAUAUCAUAUCAUUAAAACCCUAGGUUAGUAAAAAAAAUGUCCAAAUGGGUUAAACAAGGGCUAUCCCUCCCCCCGUUUAUGUCAAUGGGAGCCACAGCACUGUUUGUUAUCAAAGCCUGCAAGUAGGGGAGAGGGGAGCUGCUAAACUCUGGGUCAAAGGCUGGAUAAUAAAAGAGGUGGAGAGAAAGAAAGCCUCAUAGAGUUAGCUUGCAGCAAUUGAGACACAUUCAAGUCUUGAAGAAACAUGGAUGUUAAAGCAUGGUUGGCCUGUAUGCUGCUCCUGGAGCAAUGGAGCCAGGGGUUCCACUACACUGGAGCAAUUUUUGUCUCUCAAAAAGGAGGCUUUUCCUUAAGUGGGGUUCCCCGACCAUCGAAUAACAUCAGGGCAUUGGAACAGCCCAAUCCUGACAUACAUCUUACUUGGAGUAAGCUGCAGACUCAAGCAAGGCCUUACAGCCUCUCCCUCUCUCCUGAGGACUAUCACUACUCUGUGCCCAAGCCAAAGCAUUUGCGUACUUCCAAGCUGGUGAAACUUCUGGGAUCUUCCUAUGAACCUUUCUGGAUGUCUCCUGAGGACCCCCGAGGUCGAAACCCAAGCACUAAAGAACUGAGCACACAGAACCGAGAGCUGACUAAACAAACAGCCCGAUUUAGGAAGAAGCUCCUGCAGGAGACAAGCAGAUUAGAGCUUCCCAAGUUGCUGCCAUUGCUGCCUUUUGAGGAUGGGAUCACUCGUAAUUUGAGCCAGUCCUUCAUUUAUCAUCUAUGUGGAUGGCUAGUGGAUAGUGCAACCUGUUCUUUAACUUCUUCCUGGGUAGACAUGGGAUCCGUCUUCUGGCCACGCUGGAUACGCCAUACAUACUGUGACCUGAUGCAAGCUGGAUGUGCUUGGCCUCCAGGCAUGAUUUGCCAGCCAGCCCAAAUUACCAACAUCAAACUCCUGGCAUGGCAUUGUUGGAUAAAUGGAACCCAGGCUCUGAAUUCUAGAAAGUCUCGUAAGGAAUGUGUUUGGAGACAAAUUCCUUAUCCUGUUGUAACUGCAUGUAAAUGUGCCUGCUCGUGAUAUGGAUAAAGUGAAGUUUAUACUGCAGCAUUUGGACUUUGUGAGGAUUUUGUUGUCAUUUCUCAAUUAGAUGAAAGCUGGUCCUCAAGAUGGCAUUUGAACAAUAAUUGGAAUGAAAAUGAGAGAAGUAUUUCAUGAACCAUCUGAAAACCUGUGCCUGGAGGAAUCUUCACAGCUAUAUAAAAACAAAAAAAAAACAGGUAUUAAAGUUCUUUGUCAUAUCCAAGGAAUGCUAGCCAAAUGCAAAAUAGAAACAACAGCAUCUUUCUCAAAUGUGCAAUGAUGAAAUAUUAGCAGAAACUAAAUAUGUUUUAAUCAAGAGUUUUGGAACUCUGGAAAUUUAGUAAUAACAUUUCUUUUUUAACUGGAGGUGAUGCGUGAGGUUAAUGUGAAAAAAUAAAGGGGAAUAAGGAAAUAAAAGGCCAUAAUUAGAAUUUGGGUUAACUAAUCUCAUCAUAUUAUCACUACAUUACUAUAGAGGAUUGUAGUCUUGGUUAUACAUAAUGUAGUAACCCUCAUAUAUAAUAUACAUGGACCCAAACCUUGACAUUUUCCAUUGUGGGCUCCAUUAAAAAGUAAAAAAAAAAAAAAGUUCUGUUCUGUUCUGUGGUUUUGACCUAGGAUAUUACUCAAUGUACAUGACAUCAGGACUCAAAACAAGGACAAUGUAGUAUCAAAUUUAAACAGAUGUUGUGCAGUGUUUGAUCUGUGCAGGGUGGGAAUUCCUUGGCUUUUGCCUUGUAAAGAUGAACAGUAUCAUUUCUUUGAAAGAAUGACUGAUGGCUGUUUUUUUCUGCCAGUACAUGAUAUCAGGGUCCUCACUGCUAAGGCAGAAUUUGAUUCAGCAGUGAGGGCAGCAUGAGGUAUGCCAGCAUAUUUUUGUGCCAUCUCCUUGCCAGAAAAAAACACAUUAACACUGCUUUGAGGAAAAGCCCUAGCCAGAAGAACUCCUUAUUCAGCUUGAUUUAAUGACAAAUUAGACAAUAAGGACCUUAUCAGGAAUCAGUAUUGACGUCAUAAGGCAACAGAUCUGCCAAAAUGCAUUUCCUCCUAAAUCUUUUCUUACAAAUGCAUUAGAAAUCUAACAUUGCAAUACAAUUCUGAACUCAUAAGACAGAAUACCUCCAAAUUCUUUGAGAAUUUUACUUUAGACCAGUGGUUCUCAACCUUCCUAAUGUCACGACCCUUUAAUAGAGUUCCUCAUGUUGUGGUGACCCCCCAACCCCC